GCAAUAGCACUUACCUAAUCAGCCGCGCCUCCUCCUCCUUUUCCUUUCUCGGCGGGCGGAAGCGCAGUUCGACGUGAGAGGCGGGAGGAGGGGUCUUUGGUGGCGACUGUUCCGGUCUCGAGGGGUUUCCUGGUUGCAGCAGGCAGCGCUAAUCCAUAAUGGCAGCACCUGUUAGCGGGCAUCCACUCAUCUGCUGCCUGCCACGUCCCUCACCUUGUUGUGUCACUGCCAUAUCACCAGCCAUCCCUUUAAACUGAGUGGGACUAUCGAUAAAAUAUUUACCACAAUGUUCAGUGGAUAUGAUGAUGCAGAAGCAUUUGAAGAUGACCCUUAUUCUGAAGGGUCUUCCAGUGAAACAAGCAUUGAUAGUGAAGUAGAAUUUCAUCUUUACAGUCAAAUCCAUUAUGCACAAGAUCUUGGGGAUGUCAGUGAAAAUAACAAUAAGGAUUUCAAAAGACAAGAAGAAUUUAAGUCCUUGAAGAAAGAGAAAUCAGAGAAUGAACAAGAUCAGAGAAAUAACUUAAUUGUCAUUUUAGAUAGUGAUGUUAACAUUUCGGAUAGCUCCGAUGUCAUAAUAUUGUCUGAUACUCCUGAUGAAGAUAGCAUUUAUGAGAGUAAACUCCAGAAGCUAACAGUAUCAGCGUCUCCAACUUUACGUAAAUUAAAUAAGACUGCAUAUUCUUGUGCCAAAAAAUCUAUUAAACACCCUUCCCAGCCUAUCCUGAAAACUGAGGAUCAGAUUGCAGUAAAUUCAAGUAAAGCAAGAAGGGCUGAUGAAAAGGCAACCUUAAAUAACCAGGGUGAUGUUCACAUGAUUCAUAGAGUUUUAGUAACUGAGGACAGCUCCAGCAGUGAUGAUGCAAUUGAUGUGUCAAGUAUAUCCUCUGAAAAUGAUAAUGUGGAGAGCUGGAUGCUGCUGGGAAGUGCCGCAGAUGACAAAGAUGAUGAUAUUCUGUUAAAUCUUGAAGGCUGUAGAACUUCAGCCAGUAAAGGAGAAGAUAGAACAGGAUGGACCAUCAGUGAUAAAGACUUACAGGCACAGAUUGGUAAUUAUGUUUCAAUGCGACAUAACAACAGAUACUACACAGUGGACAAAAACGUCACUUGCAGAAAUUGUGAUAAACGAGGUCAUUUAUCAAAAAAUUGUCCUACCCCAAAGAAAAUUCCACCCUGUUGUCUUUGUGCACAGAGAGGUCACCUACAAAACAGCUGUCCAGCACGAUUUUGUUUAAAUUGUUGUUUGCCAGGACACUGCUCUAGAGAGUGCCCUGAGAAAAUGUACUGGAAAAAACACUGUAACCGCUGUGAUAUGAGAGGUCAUUAUGCAGAUGCUUGCCCAGAAAUAUGGAGGCAGUAUCACCUAACAACUAGACCAGGACCACUCAAGAAGGCUGAUUCUUAUUCUGUGCAACCUGCUUCAGCAUACUGUUACAACUGUGGAGAGAAAGGCCACUAUGGAUUUGAAUGCUCAGGGAAGCGAAUGUUUGGAGGAAUAUUUCUUUCUUACCCCUUUAUCUGUUACUAUGACAAUAAAUAUGAUAUCAAGAAGAGCCUCCAGAGAGCAAAGAAAAAAGUGCAAGAACUUCAGAAAGCUGGCCUUCUACCAAAGACUCUAAAAAGACCACAUACAGAUUAUGAUCAAGAAGAACACAAACAUAAGAAAAAGAGGAACGUUUGGAAGGAGCAUGGCAAGAGGGGAGAUCACAACAAUCUAAGGAAAAAAUCUCUUGCAGAUCUAAUCAAAGAAAGGAAGCGUAAGAAGGAAGCUCAAAACAAUUAUGCGAUAGAAGAGUGCUUUCCUAGAGGUGGCCACAGGAAUGCACAUAAGAGGUGCAAAAGGAAAACUCAUCAUCAUCAGAGUGUUGGCUUUCUGGCAGAUGGCAAAACUGAAAAUCAACAAAUUUCUAUGGGGUCAGCAAAAAGGCAGAAGAGAAAGAAAAAGCAGAGGAGCCACACAAACAACAGUUACACCAGGGAUGAAAGUUUAUUUCUUAUCAAACAGAAGAAAAAGAAAACCACACCGAAAGCCAGCUUGAUCUGAGAUGGAGAUUUAUUCCUUCCACAAAAUGCAGACUAGGCUAUCACAGCACAAAGAGUGUAUCAGUAACCAUUCCAUAAGGAGAGCAUCUUGGUUUGUAAUGACAAGUUAUUUAUGCAUUAGAAAUACAUUAUUUGUUAAAUGUUUUUACAAUUCCUGGAAUAUUGGAUGAAAUAUAGAGGUAGGAGGUGGGGAGUGAUAAGAUGAAAGCAAUUUAAAAAAAAUACAUAUCCUCAGUUGCAUACACUCUUUUUGUAAAUCUAUGUCUCAAAAUACUUCUGCUUAAUGCAUAUAGUUUAUUUGCAUGCAGACAAAUUGACAGGUGACCUAGGUAUGGAUACAAAAAUAAAUGGAGGUAGCGAUUUCACCUGUUUAAUAGAAGGGACAAAAAAAGGGAGGAGCAAGUGAUUUGGGUUUACAGGCCUUAGGAAGGCCUAGUGGUAUCUUGUUUCCUCUGUUGAUUUGUUUUGAAAAAUGUACGGAAUAAAUUUAAGCAACAGAAGGAUGUUCGUUCAAGAAAUGUUAUUUGCUUCCUAAUUUAUUUUCCUGACAGAGUGUUUCAGGAGGUGGCCAUCUUACGCCACAUUCUUAGAUAUGAUUAUCCUCAAAUUUGUCAUAGACGUAGCACUAUAAUUUGACUUGACAGGCCAGGUAAGUCUUUGUUCAAGUGAGAAAGCGUAAAAUGCAUUGAAGUCUAAUUUUUAAAGUAUAUAAUCCCAGAUGGCUUUUUUAAGGUUCUAAGAAAUAAAUUAUUUUAUAACUCAUUUUAUUAAAGUUAGGUAUUUUGGUACUUUGAAUUACAAUUCAAAAUUUAUGUUGGAAAAAUAUUGCUAUGUCUAAGGGGAAAGUAACCAUUUGGAUGCCCGAUUUUUUUUUUGUUUGUUUGUUUUUUCUUCAAAAUCAACUAUUUCAUCUUCUUUCUUUAAUACUGUCGAUUCAUGUGACCUCCAGUGAGACUUCGGCUUCCCAAACAUGCUGCUUUUUUCACUCGUUAAUUUCUAUGUCCAAAAGAUGUAUUUUACAUAGGGGAUUGAUUAUUAAACAUUAAAAUGUUAUUUUUA
This is a messenger RNA of Crotalus tigris (Tiger rattlesnake), 3099 nucleotides long. It is a transcript of the gene ZCCHC7, whose product is annotated as zinc finger CCHC-type containing 7. Lineage: Eukaryota; Metazoa; Chordata; Lepidosauria; Squamata; Viperidae. The record is from RefSeq and is a predicted model, not a curated record. The transcript has 10 exons. Gene Ontology annotation, molecular function: nucleic acid binding; zinc ion binding. Bases 287 to 2041 code for a protein of 584 amino acids.